AUGCGCCUCAAAGGUCGACCAUCACUACCUCCAGAACUUGUCGAUCUCAUCAUACAGCUCCUCGUUCAUUCCCAUGGCUCCACUGCCAGCCCAGCUCUUUUCUCGCAACUUGCACCGCUAACGCUCGUUUCAACACUUUUUCGACGCAUCACUCUCCAUCAAUUCUUUCGUCGUAUUGUUCUACUCGAAAUCGAUCCCCGCAAAGCAAACUCAGAAUGGAACCGGCUUCUUCGUCUACUGCUGUCCUUAAACGAUCGAGACUGUUAUUCCUGGGUCAGAUGCCUUCUAGUCACUUCACGAGCACUCAUUGGUCCGUUCGAACUUGCUCGUCUUUCUGAGCUGUCUCAUCUCGUACAAUUGUCUAUCGACUUCGCGACAGAGGGCUUGGCGACACAGAAAUUUGCCAUGCACCUGGUAGCCGACGCGCCUCCUACUCUCAAUAUCCUGAUUCUCACUUCGCUACCGAGCGUCAAUAUACCGCUCCUUCGUCUCGUCGCUUCUCGGUUUCCUUAUCUCACUCGCUUGCACUUGAGUACGACGGAACGCCUCGAUUGCCAUUGCUGGAAUUGCUACGAAGAAAGCCUUGGAUGUACUAUGCAUUCCCCUAUUCCAAGUAUGUUUUCAGAUGCCCAACAUCUGUCGAUUGUUUUCGCAAGAAUUCUCCAACCACUCAAAUUGCUUACUUUUCUCCAUCUUGGCAUCUUUCUCUCCGACGAAACUCUGAUUGACGAGCACAUUCGACACGCAGAACAACCUAAUACGGCGGCGUUUGGACCUGAGCAAUGCGUUAUCUGUGACAACGUUGCAGAGCAAGUCCGCUUACGUGAGCUGACGGCAGCACUCGACUUUGCCCAACACCUCAAAUCGCUCCGCACAAUUGGAUUCAGUUCAUUCUUUGACCGAGCCAUACCGGAUGUCAACAACACGAUAGUCUAUAUACUGAGAGAGGGCGGACGUCUGAGGGACAAGUCACUCUCAGCAACGAUGGCCCCCACAUCCACUUCCACCACGACUGCCGACAAGAAUGCUGAGUUUGCGAAACUCUUUGAUUUAUUCGAGAUGCUUGCUACGCGCCGCUCGCGUAAAACCCCGCUCACCGAUGCUGACCUCGACGACACCCAGACAAUCCCGGUCCCAACAGAACUCGAGUCCGUAUUUCGCAAACUCUCCAACAACUUGAACAUCGUGCCACCGCGAGCAACUGGCAGAGCUCGUCGCAACACGGUAGCAGGGGUAGCGAAGAAAAGCCAAGUCAACGCUGACAGCGAGUCAGACGAAACGGAUGCGGAGUCGAUGGCCAAGUUUCCGCUUGGUCGAACACACGCAUUCACCUUCCGCAAGAUGAUCCACCACCUCUAUCAAGCCGAGGAAUGGGGCACUAAGGUUCGCGAAGUGCUACAGCGCUCCAAGCUUGAAUAUAAGUCUCUUGCUGAGCAAACCACCACCGGUCCUGCCACAAAGGAAACCGAGAGCACGAUAAACACGACUCCCCAUGUUCCUGGACGUGUCUAUUUCAAGACAGAAGUUAAAGUCAGUGGCAAGAAGCCUGCACCACUGGCUGUUCAGGGUCGUCGCCGCGCCCACUCGAUUGGGGGCCUUUCUUCUCGUCGCAGUCUGCCAACUUCACCGACAUCUCCAACUCCGCCCGCUCGUGCUUUGGAUGACAAAGGCGCAAGAGCAACCAAGAAACGCUGCAUUGGUCGCAGGAAGUCAGUUGCUGGUUUGGAAGGCCAUGCUGACGGUUGGUUCUACGAUGCCGCAAUUUCAUCCACUGAACGUGUCGAACCUCUCAUGAGCUUGAGCGCCAAUAUUUUAAACCGACCACGCCAUCAGUCGCUUCAUGGCGACAAGCCAACUAUCAGUCCCCAUCCUCCUACUCCCGUUGUCUCGGAUGACAAUGUCUGCAUCUCGACCUCCAAUGCCGCUACGAAGCGUCGCUUCUCCCAGUUUUGA
This is a messenger RNA of Mycena indigotica, 1953 nucleotides long. RefSeq names its product Deacetylase sirtuin-type domain-containing protein. The transcript has 6 exons. NCBI's taxonomy places the organism in Eukaryota, Fungi, Basidiomycota, Agaricomycetes, Agaricales, Mycenaceae. The record is from RefSeq and is a predicted model, not a curated record. The coding region runs from base 1 to 1953 and encodes 650 amino acids.